AAAUUAAAUUUCAAAAAAAAAGGUCAAUUGACGCUCUUUUCAUACACACAAUUUAAUUGGCAAUGCACACUUAAAUAUUAGGCACAAUGAACCCUAGCAACCAUAACAGCAACAUUUCAUAUCGACUUAUUUGAUUCCCGUUAUACGUCAGAAACAAGCAAAAUUCGUUUAUUUUCUAAUUUGCUCGUGUAAAUAUUUUGUAUUGCAUUUUUAUUGUAAGCAUUGUUAACUUUUGAAAAUGAAUGACUUCGGAUUCAUCGAUUACAAAAAGCCAAGUGAUGAGUGUAAGGACGAUAUGCGUACUUCCACAUAUCGGAGUCAUGUUUAUAUGACUGACACGAUGAUGGGCAACCAUAUGCAUGCUAAAUUCAAAGAACCCAAACCGUAUAGCAUAGAUCCAACCUUAGAGAAACUGCGCACAAGCGACUACAAAGCCAAUUAUACAUGGAAAUAUGAUGAUCCAAAUAAAGUGAUUAACCCCUCGCUUGGUCCAAAAGUGCAACUAAUGAAAAAUUACGAAGAUCGACGUCUACGUUUCAUCAGUCGUCCAAUGCGACCAGCCAGCAGCACUAUGCACCAAGAUUUCCUUUGGAAUCCUCAAGCGGCACCUGCACCACCUACGCCUAUAACUUUACCCUCCCCUGUGGCUGCUUCUAAAGUCAUCGUUAAUCGUGCUAAACCGAGUUUCUCAAAAUUACUCGAUCCCGCAGCGACAACGUCACGCCUGUCCUUUGUCCAUUACACGCCCGCUGAGUUGAUGGGAAGCGUGGCUCGCCACGACAAUAUAACAUUUUGGAAUUGGCCUAAAUAUAAUACACAAAUUAAGCGUGUUUUCCCCGGACGCGAUGACACUCAAUGUGAUGACAAAGCUGCAAGGGAAUGCCCAAAACGCCAUUGUGAGUUCCCCAGCUUGGUGCAACAUGUGCCCAACUCUGGCAUGACAACGGAGGUGCGUGCCAAUUACAUUGAGCCGAUUAAACGUACCAUCGACUUUGAAACGGCGCACAUACACAAUCGUUUGGUAUACGAGCCAGUAACACCGUUAUCGAAGGAAACUGAAUACAAAGUGUACGGUUCCGGCGAGCGUACACUGAAAUAUGUCUAAAAAAGCUAACGCUUUUUCAAAGACUUGUAUUAAAGUACCGUUAUUUUCAGAAUAAAUCAUAUGGUUUUAUAGUUAUAUACA
Bactrocera latifrons is the source of this 1186-nucleotide messenger RNA. RefSeq lists its product as uncharacterized. The transcript has 2 exons. The record is from RefSeq and is a predicted model, not a curated record. The coding region runs from base 239 to 1105 and encodes 288 amino acids. Lineage: Eukaryota; Metazoa; Arthropoda; Insecta; Diptera; Tephritidae.